Molecule: messenger RNA, 1311 nt
Organism: Parastagonospora nodorum SN15
Lineage: Eukaryota; Fungi; Ascomycota; Dothideomycetes; Pleosporales; Phaeosphaeriaceae
Exons: 2
Coding region: 1-1311 (436 amino acids)
Biological process (GO): RNA catabolic process
Cellular component (GO): extracellular region
Molecular function (GO): ribonuclease T2 activity; RNA binding
Source: RefSeq, a predicted model, not a curated record
AUGCCCGCCAUGUGGAUCGAUGCGGCCAAGGAGGGUGUACAUAACGCGGCGGAUGCCCUGAGAGAUGUCGCUCCACAGACGACAAACAUGCCUUCUCUCAGAACUCUCAGCAAGCUUGCUUUUGGUGGCGCCCAAGUGCUGCUUGGUGGACAGGGUGUUCGCGGUACCUUCACGCAACAGUGCGAUGCGCCGCAGUUGAGCUGCCACAACACGACCGUGGUAGAGAAUUUGUGCUGCUUCAAUGCGCCGGGCGGUCAGAUUCUGCAGACGCAGUUCUGGGAUACAAACCCACCAACUGGACCGGAUGAUAGCUGGACGCUCCAUCCCCUUUCAUCGCCCGAUCGAUGCGAUGGCACAUACGACGCAAACUGCGACCCGUCUCGCGCCUACACCAACAUCUCCGCGAUCCUGACCUCCUUCGGCGCGAACGACCUCCUCUCAUAUAUGUCCACAUAUUGGAAAGACUACCAAGGCAACGACGAGUCCUUCUGGUACCACGAGUGGGCCAAGCACGGCACCUGCAUCAGCACUCUCGAACCCAACUGCUACAACGACCACAAACCCACCGAAGAAGUCGUCGACUACUUCCAGAAAGCUGUGGACUUGUACAAAGGACUCCCAUCCUACCAAUGGCUCAAAGCCGCCGGCAUCGAGCCCAGCACGAGCAAAACAUACACCUUCUCCGCCAUCCAGGCCGCGCUCGCCGUAAACCGUCCCGGCGUCGAAGUCACCCUCGGCUGCAAAUCCGGCGCCCUGAAUGAAAUCUGGUACCACUACGAUGUGCGCGGCCCCCUGCAGACUGGCGAAUUCGUCCCCUCGGACCCCGACGGCACCAAGUCUACCUGCCCGCAGACCGGCAUCAAAUACCUGCCCAAGAACGGCGGUGGCACGAAGCCUACCACAACAGCUACCUCCGGCGCUCCGCAGCCUACAUCUACCUCCCCGCCCGGCACGCCCUUCAGCGGCAAAGGCUUCCUCAAUGUCGUGAUCAACGGCGCGAAGCAGGGCUGCAUCAUCGGCAAGGGCACGUGGUACACGACCGGCACCUGCGCGACCUUCACCGCCACGAGUGUAGAUAACGGGUUCACGCUUACUUCGUCAAAGGGCAAGUGCGGUAUUGUUGCUGGCGCGCUGAGCUGUGAUGGUAGCGUCACUUCUGGCACGGGAUUCACAAGCGCGGAUGGCAAUCUAGCGGUCGGCGGGAAUCAGAAUUGGAGCGCGGAUAAUGUGGCCAAGGGGAGUACGCAGGAGACGGUGUAUGCUGGAGGAGAUCAUAAGCAGACGUUUGGGAUUACGUGGCAGAGCGUUUGA